AUGGCUCCCCUUUCAGGUGGUGCUACUUCUGGCCUCCGAACCCCCUUGACAACAAGGAUGUUGAAGCUUCAUCCUGUUUUAAAUUACACCCCAUUCUUCACCACUCCAUCAUUGUUUUCUCCAAAAAACUUGUCAUUGCGUUCCUCAAAUCACAAAGCCGGAAUGGUUUGCAUGUCCACAACCACAUCUCCAGUAAGCAAAGAUGAUGAAAAGCUAAUUAAUGGACAACCGAAUGAGAAAGUGGUCCAAGUUUCAUCGUGGAUUGAUUACUUACCCAAAGAAAUUCAGCCUUUCGCUAAGCUGGCUCGCGUAGAUAAGCCCAUCGGUACUUGGUUAUUUCUUUUUCCCUUUGCCUGGUCAGCUACGUUAGCAGCAUCGACUGGAAAUAUUCCUGAUUUCAAGAAUUUAGCUGUAUUUGCUUGUGCAGCUCCAUUUUUUAGGGGUGCUGCUUGUACCAUAAAUGAUUUCUUUGAUCGUGAUUUUGAUAAAAUGGUGGAGCGUACAAAAGAGAGACCAAUGGCAAGUGGGGCUGUCACACCAUUUCAAGGACUUUGUUUCUUUGCGUUUCAAUUGCUACUGAGUCAUGGAAUUUUCCUCCAACUCACCAACUACAGGUCUCACUGCAUUCCUUUCGUUUAUAAAGAAGAUGACGUGAAAGUUGACGUUAAAUCCACGGCCUUAAAAUUUGGUGAGUCAACAAAGGAGUGGAUCACUGGCUUUGCAAUUGCAAGCAUUUGCACCCUUACUCUCGCUGCAUACAAUGCUGCAUUAGGGUGGCCAUUUUAUGUGUUUUUAGCAGCUGCAUCUGGACAGUUAGGUUGGCAGAUAAGGACGGUUAACUUGUCAUCCCCAGCCGAUUGCAACCGAAAGUUUGUGUCCAACAAAUGGUUUGGUGUUCUAAUUUUGAGUGGGAUUUUAUUAGGAAGGGUCUUCUCUUGA
This is a messenger RNA of Gossypium arboreum, 939 nucleotides long. RefSeq names its product 4-hydroxybenzoate polyprenyltransferase, mitochondrial-like. The transcript is spliced from 6 exons. Gene Ontology annotation, molecular function: transferase activity, transferring alkyl or aryl (other than methyl) groups. The coding region runs from base 1 to 939 and encodes 312 amino acids. Gene Ontology annotation, cellular component: mitochondrial inner membrane. Lineage: Eukaryota; Viridiplantae; Streptophyta; Magnoliopsida; Malvales; Malvaceae. Gene Ontology annotation, biological process: ubiquinone biosynthetic process. The record is from RefSeq and is a predicted model, not a curated record.